Molecule: messenger RNA, 999 nt
Organism: Sparassis crispa
Lineage: Eukaryota; Fungi; Basidiomycota; Agaricomycetes; Polyporales; Sparassidaceae
Exons: 4
Coding region: 1-999 (332 amino acids)
Source: RefSeq, a predicted model, not a curated record
AUGUCCACUCCUGCACCCGCCUUAGAUCUCCACCCCCUGAACACUGUAGCGCUCUUCGGUGCCACAGGAAUGCUCGGGAGCGUCAUCUUCAAAGCUCUCCUCGACACCCAUAUUCCCGACUACCAGCCUACCGUGGUCGCCAUCAUGCGACCAGGGAAGAGUCUGGACGAAUCUUUGAAAAGUCACCCAAGGCUCAGGGUGGUCACCCUAGACUACUCCAAGGGCGGCGAUGAGCUCGUGGAUGCCCUCCGCGGCGUGGACGCCGUCGUGGCCGUGCUGAACGGCCCGGGCGUCGCUGCGCAGUACCCCAUCCUCGAUGCCGCGAUUAAAGCUGGCGUCCGACGCUUUUACCCGUCCGAGUUCGGUUUCCACCAGGCGUACCGCGCCCCGGGCGAUCCGGGGGCGCGUAUCAUGCCUCUGUGGGACGAGAAGGAGCGCUUUGCGCUGCAUCUGAAGCUCCAUCCCGCCGUCGAGUCCGGACAGAUCACGUUCACGUUCAUAGGGGUAGGCGAUCUCUACGACCAGAUACCUGAAACAUUCUGGUGCCCCUGGGCACAGGACCAAGACACAUACGAAGUUCCCGUCAUCGGGGACGGUGCCGCUCUGGCGGACUGGUCCCAUACGCGGGACGUCGCCCGCUACGUCGUGGCGACGCUCAGCCAGCCCGCGUGCUCCGCGAACGCGACGCUCAACUUCCCCAGCGAGGCCCUGUCGCAGGACGCGCUCGUCGCGCUGCUCCGCGCAUACAGCCGCCGCGAAGUGCGCGUGCGCUACUUCUCGCACGACGAGGCGCACCGGUUCGCAGCGCACCCCGCGGAGGCGCCGCCGCAGAUCGCGCAGAGCUCGAACAUCCCGGUCGAUUUUUAUUUCGUGGUGAAGAGCAUACAGGGCUCGGGCACGUUCCGCAGGUCGCGCUGGGAGUGUCAUUGGGACUUGUUCCCCGAGGUGCGGCGAACGACGUUCGAGGAUUACAUGAAGGAGCGGUUUGGUAGCCUGUGA